AUGGCGGCCGCCCUGGGAGCGGGCGGAGGAGCCGGCGCCGGAGCCGUGGGCCCCUCGGCACGGCGGCGGGCCCCGGGCGGCGAGGCUGCGGCCUGCGGGGCCGCGACCCGCUCAGACCGGCCGUGUGCGGGCGAGCGGGAUGAUGACUUUGACCAGUUUGAUAAGCCUGGGGCAGAGCGAUCCUGGAGGAGAAGAGCUGCAGACGAAGACUGGGACAGUGAACUUGAAGAUGACUUACUUGGAGAAGAUUUGCUGUCUGGCAAAAAGAAUCAGUCGGAUUUGUCAGAUGAAGAGCUGAAUGAUGAUCUUUUACAGAGUGAUAAUGAGGAUGAAGAAAAUUUCAGUUCUCAGGGUGUCACAAUUAGUUUAAAUACCACAUCUGGCAUGGUCACGUCAUUUGAACUGUCUGACAACACUAAUGAGCAAUCCGGAGAACAGGAAUCUGAGUAUGAACAAGGAGAGGAUGAACUUGUUUAUCACAAAUCCGACGGCUCUGAAUUGUAUGCUCACGAGUACCCGGAAGAAGGACAGUAUGAAGGCCACGAUGCUGAGCUGACAGAGGACCACAUGGAGUAUGUGGAGGAGCCCGAGGAGGAGCAGCUGUACAAUGAUGAAGUGUUAGACAUCGAGAUCAAUGAGCCUUUAGAUGAAUUCACAGAUGAAGAAUACUUGCAGGCUUGUGGGCAACAAGUGCUGCAAGAGCAGGAAGACUGUGUUGCUGAAGAUGAAUUAGAUGAGAUUACUGACCCCCAGGUUGCUCCUGAAACUGAAGAGGGAGGUAUGGAAACUUUGGAACUACAGAAGGACAUAAAAGAAGAAUCAGAUGAAGAAGAUGAUGAUGAUGAAGAAUCUGGACGAUUACGUUUCAAAACUGAAAGGAAAGAAGGAACAAUUAUUAGGCUCUCAGAUGUAACUAGAGAGAGAAGGAACAUUCCAGAAACUUUGGAGCUUUCAGCAGAAGCCAAAGCUGCAUUGCUUGAAUUCGAAGAAAGAGAGCGACAGCAUAAGCAGGGGCGCUAUGGUUCGCGGCGGGGAGGAAGGAGAGGAGGCUCUGUGGUGUGCCGUGGAAUGGGGGACCAGAGGAGAGAGAGCAGCGAGCGAGCGAGAAUAAAAGAUCACAGACCUGCCCUGCUUCCGACGCAGCCUCCUGGCGUGACACACUCUCCAAGACUGAUUCCCCCUCCGCAGCCUCAGCCGCCGCCGCCGCCACCGCCGCCACCGCCCGCACAGCAGCAGCCCAUCCGAAGUCUGUUCCAGCAGCAGCAGCUGCAGCCCCUGCUCCCCCUGCAGCACCCACACCACGCCUCGCCGCCCCCGGGGGUGCACGUGCCGCCCCAGAUGGAGGCCCCGAGGGGGAUGAUGACCCCGCCCCCCGUGACCCCGCAGCAGCCCAAGAACAUACACAUCAACCCCCACUUCAAAGGGGCAGUGGUGACGCCCGUCCAAGUGCCCUUGCUGCCAGUCCCGAGCCAGCCGAGACCUGCUGUGGGGCCCCAGAGAUUCCCAGGCCCUCCAGAGUUCCCGCAGCACGCACCUGGGCCUGUACCCAGCAAUUUCAGCCAGCCCCCACGACUUCCCCUCCAGGACCAGUGGAGGGCCCCGCCCCCGCCGCAGGAGCGAGACCCUUUCUUCUUAGGAGUUUCAGGUGAACCAAGGUUCCCGAGUCAUCUUUUUCUGGAACAGCGAAGCCCCCCUCCACCGCCACCGCCCCCCACGCUUCUUAGCAGCACUCACCCAGUGCCCACCCCUAGUCCCUUACCGUUCACUCAGCCUGGACCAGCGUUUAAUCAGCAGGGACAGCAGCCCGUGUUCCCCAGAGAGAGGCCCGUCAGGCCAGCUCUCCAGCCACCAGGUCCAGUGGGGAUCCUUCACUUUAGCCAGCCAGGCUCAGCGGCCACGCGGCCUUUCAUCCCUCCUCGGCAGCCCUUCCUGCCUGGCCCGGGACAGCCGUUUCUGCCCACCCACGCACAGCCUAACCUGCAGGGGCCUCUGCACCCCCCACUGCCCCCUCCGCACCAGCCGCAGCCCCAGCCCCAGCAGCAGCCCCCGCUCCAGCCACAGCACCAGCCUCCGCUCCAGCCGCCCCCGCAGCACCAGCCACCCCCGCAGCCGCCUCACCAGCCACAGCACCAGCACCACCACCACCUCUCCGUCCCGCCCCCGCCGCUCAUGCCCAUGUCGCAGCCCCAGUUUAGGCCUCACGUCCAGACGGCCCAGCCUCCACCCAGCAGCGGCCGGAUGCAGUGCCCCCAGCGCCAGGGGCUGAGGCAUAAUACAACUUCUCAGAAUGUAACCAAACGGCCAAUGCAGCAAAUGCAGCCAACUGCUCCGAGAAACAGUAAUCUGCGCGAGUUGCCCAUAGCGCCGUCGCACGUGAUGGAAAUGAGUAGCAGCCGCUGCUCCUCCACACCUGCAGCUCCCGGGAAGCCGAUCGCCAGCACGUCCCCGCCCACGAGGCCGGGGGGCGGGCCCAGGAGCGCACAGGGCAAGACUGAAGCCAGAGUCAAGCCGGUCAGCCCUGUGGUUCAGCCCAGAGAGGAGGCAAAAACAGAACCAGAGUUUCCUGACGAAGAUGAAGAAACAAGGCUAUAUCGCUUGAAGAUCGAAGAACAGAAGCGCCUCCGGGAAGAGAUCCUCAAGCAGAAGGAGCUGCGCCGGCAGCAGCAGGCGGGAGCGCGGAAGAAGGAGCUGCUCGAGAGGCUGGCCCAGCAGCAGCUCCACCUGCCCCCGGCCUCGGCAGAGCCGGAGCAGCCGGCGGCCUCCCCAUCGCCCACCAAUGGAAACCCACUGUUACCCUUCCCAGGUGCACAGGUCAGACAAAACGUGAAAAACAGACUUCUCGUGAAAAACCAAGAUGUCACUCUUUCCAAUGUUCAGCCCAAAACAUCAAAUUUUGUGCCAUCUGGUGCUAACAUGCAGUAUCAAGGACAACUGAUGAAACCAUUGAAACCUUUGAGACAGGCCAGAACCGUACCUCAGAGUCCAGCUCAGCACAAAGUCCUGCAGGUAAAACCUGCGGACGGGGAGGGGCCGCCACCCCCCUCACAGACCGCUCGAGUGGCGUCCCUCCAGGGCCGGCCCCCGGACGCCAAGCCCGGCGCGAAAAGGACUGUCAUGCACCGGGCAAACAGCGGUGGCGGAGAUGGGCCGCACGUCAGCUCCAAGGUCAGGGUGAUUAAGUUGUCAGGCGGGCAGGGAGGAGAGAGCGACGGCUUUUUUCACCCUGAGGGCCAGCCCCAGCGGCUCCCACAGCCCCCAGAAGUGAGGCAGCAGCCCGCCCGCAAGGUGACGCUGACCAAGGGGGCCCUUCAGCAGCCCCACCACCCACCGGUGGCGUCCCACGUGCACUCGGCCGGCCCUCCGGGCAUCAAGAGCAUCCAGGGAGUCCAUCUGGCCAAGAAGGUCCUCAUGCACGGGAGGGGCCGAGGCGUGGCAGGAGCGAUGGGCCGGGGACGCCUGAUGCCGAACAAGCAGAACCUCCGAGUGGUGGAGUGUAAGCCUCAGCCCUGUGUCGUGUCUGUUGAAGGGCUUUCUUCGUCCACUACUGAUGUCCAGCUGAAGAACCUACUGAUGUCAGUAGGCCCCAUUCAGAGUUUACAGAUGCUUCCCCAGCAACGGAAAGCCAUAGCUAAGUUCAAGGAACCAGCUCAUGCGUUAGCAUUUCAACAGAAAUUCCACAGGCACAUGAUAGAUUUGUCCCACAUAAAUGUGGCCCUGAUUGUUGAGUGA
This is a messenger RNA of Odobenus rosmarus divergens (Pacific walrus), 3729 nucleotides long. RefSeq lists its product as uncharacterized. The transcript is spliced from 20 exons. The coding region runs from base 1 to 3729 and encodes 1242 amino acids. NCBI's taxonomy places the organism in Eukaryota, Metazoa, Chordata, Mammalia, Carnivora, Odobenidae. The record is from RefSeq and is a predicted model, not a curated record. Gene Ontology annotation, molecular function: RNA binding.